Molecule: messenger RNA, 2145 nt
Organism: Gossypium raimondii (Peruvian cotton)
Lineage: Eukaryota; Viridiplantae; Streptophyta; Magnoliopsida; Malvales; Malvaceae
Exons: 3
Coding region: 1-2145 (714 amino acids)
Source: RefSeq, a predicted model, not a curated record
AUGAAUGCCCAGUGUGAAUACCAUGCGGGAAUAUCGGGGCAUUCGAUUGAGAACUGCACUGCGUUUAAAAAGGCAGUAGAAAGAUUCAUUAAGAUGGGGUUGGUAAAGCUUGAUGACCCAUCAGGACCAAACGUAGCAGGGAAUCCGCUACCCAAUCUGUCUGAUAAAGGGAUAAACGUAAUCAUUGAGAAUGGGGGAAGGAGGAUCAAAGAUGACAUUGCGAAGGUAAAUACCCCACUGAAAUGGGUUUGGAGGCAAAUGAUAAAUCGAGGCCUAAUCAAGCAAGAAUCAAAGCAAAGGCCCAAAGGAAUAGGGAGAUAUUGCGAGUUCCAUGCUAAAGAGGGCCAUGACAUUCAAAACUGUACUGAAUUCAGGGUCAUGGUACAGAAUAUGAUGGACAAUAAAGAGCUAGAAUUUUAUGAAGAGAUCAAAGGACUAGAAAAGGGAGAGGUCUAUGCCUCGGAGGAAGGACCCGCGAGAAAAGCUCAAAAUCGCCCAGUGGUGAUUAUUUCAAGACCAAGAAACACGGGAUCAGGAAUACAACUAGCGCCAAAGGUCAUAAUCCAAAAACCUGUAGCCUUUCAUUACCAGGAUAGCAAAAAGGAUCCUUGGAAUUAUAAUUGCAAUGUGAUGAUCCCGGGAGAAGAGAACCUGAUAAAUGCUUCAAAGGAGUGUAGCGAUGUAGGUUUCUAUACACGCAGUGGGAAAUGCUACGACCUGGCAAAUACAAAAGAGGAGUCUAUGAAAGGAAAAGCUGUGGCAGUUGAACAAGACAAAGCAAAGACGGCCAGAAUUGGGUCACAGGUUAACGAACCCGUGACUAAGAAUGAGGCUAGAGAAUUCUUAAAAUUCUUGAAGCACAGUGAGUACAACGUGGUGGAGCAAUUGCGUAAGCAACCGACUCGUAUCUCAGUGCUCGAGUUACUUCUAAGUUCGGAGUCACAUCGUAAUGCGUUGAUAAAAGUGCUAAAUGAGACUUAUGUUGCUAACGAUAUCUCUGUGAGCAAGCUGGAUCGCCUGGUUAAUAACAUAAACGCCGACAACUUCAUCUUUUUCAACGAUGAUGAGAUUCGGCCAGGUGGUAUGGGAUCUACCAAGGCCUUGCAUAUCACUGCCCGUUGCAAUGGGUGUACACUACCGGGGAUACUCGUUGACAACGGAUCGGCACUAAAUGUUUUACCCCUAUCCACAUUAAAUAGGCUACCUGUGGAUAGUUCUCACAUGAAAUCAUGCCAAAAUAUAGUGAGAGCAUUUGAUGGCACUGAGAAAAGAGUGAUGGGAAGAAUCGAGAUACCUCUAUUGAUUGGUCCAAGAGUCGUACCAUCGUCACUUCACCAAAAGGUGAAGUUGGUAGUAGAGGGUCGAUUGGUGACUAUAGGUGCAGAAGAAGACAUCAUUGCGUCAGUUACCGAUGAUAUGCCAUAUAUAGAGACUAAUAGUGAAGCGAUAGAAUGUUCAUUCCGAUCAUUGGAAUUCGUAAAUGCCACGUUUGUCAUCGAGAGAAGCAAAAUCCCAGAGCCUAAGAUAUCCAAAGCUACGUCAAUGAGCUUACAGCUAACAAUGGGAAAGGGAGCGUUGCCUGGAAAAGGACUUGGAAAAUACCUCCAGGGACGGGUCGAAGUACCAAUCCUGGUUAACAAACAGGACCAUUAUGGUUUGGGAUAUAAGCCUAAUGCGAGGGAAAGGAGGAAGGAGAUGGAGAAAAAGUCUUCAGAUAUCAACGAGAUGAGCGACGCUGUUACUGACUCAAGAUCCCUUUUUGAACAAGACGUGAGUAUAGAUGAUCCUCAGGAUUUUAAAGAUGACCAAGACAGCGUUUUGUCUCCAGAUCUGUUGAGAAUGGUGAAGGAAGAAGAAAAACAAAUCCUACCCUAUAAGGAAUCAGUAGAAGUCGUGAGCUUAGAAGAGGGAAGGAAUGUAAAGAUUGGUACUGGCAUCACUAAGGAAACAAGGCGAAACCUCGUUGAGUUACUUCAAGAGUUUAAAGAUGUCUUCGCAUGGUCCUAUCAAGAUAUGCCGGGGUUGAGUACUGAUAUCGUGGUACACCGACUGCCUAUAAAGGAAGAAUGUAAGCCAGUUCAACAAAAGCUUCGAAGGAUGAGGCCUGAUGUCUUGCUAAAAAUAAAGGAAGAAGUUAAAAAGUAG